AAAUCAUAACUUGGGACAACAGAAGGCUAUUCACAUGUGGAGAGUGGAAGGUCUGGAACUGCACGAUAAUAUAAAUAAAGUUACUGGACAUAAUAACUGCAUUUAUUUUUCUGUCUAUUGCGCAGGUUUUGCGGAUUUCAUUCUUCAAUAAAUCGUACUUUCAAGCUGGAUCCGCUAUAUAAAUAAGUGAGACCUAAUGAGCGCGCUUCUUGUGUUUACAUUAAAACGUAGCCUUACAAUCUGCAUCGACGGGAUAGGAGUUUAUUCAUCCAAACAUUAGGAACAGACAAACUACAAUUAACAUCAGGCUGUUAUUUUCUUAGAAGAAGCAACAAACGAACUGCAAGGCUCCAUAAUGGACUUGCAAGUUAUAUUCGAAGAGAUGACUCGGCCAAUGCCAAGGAGUAUUGGCCUGCUAUUGGCGUCUUUGACUUUUCUCUUUGCCAUGCUCCUGUGGCGCAGGAUCAGGCGGAGCUGGGAAGUACACAGCCCGCCUGGACCGUUCGCUUGGCCGGUCAUUGGGAACGCAGUAGAGCUUGGCAACACUCCUCACCUCUAUUUCUCUCGCAUGUCACGGAAAUAUGGGGAUGUCUUUCAAAUCAAACUCGGCUGCCGGGACGUUGUGGUACUGAAUUGCGACGCAAUCAGGCAGGCGCUCAUCAAAAAGGGAUAUGAUUUCGCAGGCAGACCUGACUUUGCCUCGUUUCAAUAUGUUUCCAAUGGCGAUGGCAUUGCUUUUGGUACAUUUAGCGAAUGGUGGAAAGUGCAUCGAAAAGUGGCCCAAUCUACUGUUCGGAUGUUUUCUACUGGCAACAUGCACACCAAAAAGGCCUUCGAAAACCAUGUUGUCUGCGAAGUAAGGGAGCUGCUCCAUAUUUUCCUGGUAAAAACUAAAGAGCACCAAUAUUUCCAGCCAAUGACAUACUUGGUGGUAUCAACCGCUAACGUAAUGACCGCCGUGUGCUUUGGAAAGAGGUAUUCAUACGACGACGAAGAGUUUGCGCAAGUGGUGGGACGAAACUAUCAAUUCACCCAAACAGUGGGAGCUGGAAGCAUCGUGGAUGUUAUGCCUUGGCUCCAGUAUUUCCCCAACCCAAUAAAAAACAUAUUUGAAAACUUUAAAGAGCUCAACCAGGAGUUCAGUAAAUUUAUCCUUAAUAAAGUUGUCGAGCAUCGAAAGACCAUUCAGUCAAGCACCAUCCGGGACAUGACAGAUGCUUUCAUCAUGGCAUUGGACCAUCCCAAGGACAGCUCACCAAGGGUCUCACCAGGCAAAGAUUAUGUGCCACCCACUAUCAGUGAUAUUUUUGGAGCAAGCCAAGAUACACUAUCUACUGCACUUCAGUGGAUAAUGCUGAUACUUGUGAGGUUUCCUCAUAUUCAGCUGCGUCUCCAGGAGGAAGUAGACAAAGUGGUCGACCGGAGCCAUCUGCCCAUCAUCGAGAAUCAGUCCCAGUUGCCUUACGUGAUGGCCUUCAUCUACGAAAUGAUGCGCUUUACCAGCUUUGUGCCGCUCACCAUCCCCCACAGCACCAUCACCGACACCACCAUCAUGGGCUACACCAUCCCCAAGGACACAGUGAUCUUCAUCAACCAGUGGUCCAGCAACCACGACCCCACCAAGUGGACACACCCGGAGACCUUUGACCCUCUGCGCUUCCUGGAUCAGGACGGCUCACUGAACAAAGACCUGGCCAGCAGCGUGCUCAUCUUCUCCUUGGGAAAGCGGCGGUGCAUCGGAGAGGAACUGUCAAAGAUGCAGCUGUUCCUAUUUACAGCAUUGCUGGUGCACCAGGCCCACUUUAGUCCCGACCCGGACAAGCCGCCCACCAUUGACUACACCUACGGACUAACCCUGAAGCCCAAUAACUUCUCCAUAGCAGUCAGUCUACGGGACAGCAUGGAAGUCCUGGAGAAGGCUAGUCAAAAGCCCCUCUAUGGGGGGACUCAGGAGGACACAGUCAACUCCAGGUCAGACUGAGAAUAGAGUCACUAAAUUAAGCUUGAAAGAAAAAAACACUGAAGAACAUUAAUGAGCUGCAGUUCAUCCUCAUGUGCCAUCAGGUAUCAGCUACUAUAUAGUUAUUAUAAACGUAUUUAUGAUCUAAAUGUAACGGAUGUCACCAGGGACGGACCUGGACGUUCUGCUGCCCUAAAGACAAAAAUCUGCCGCCCCCUUGCUAUCCCCGCUAAACUAUGUACAGCAGUGGUCGGCAAUAGGUUAUGCCUUGGGCAAAAAAAAUGUCUCAACUGAAAUUCGGAGGAACAAAACAUAAUAGCAGCCCAAUUCAUAGGGCUACACUACAAAUUAAAUAAAAAAUGUAACACAUCUAGUUAGUAGGCAAUAUAAUGAGUUCAAUGUCAUUAACAUAGCCUAAUAUAAUUUAAUUGAUAAAAUCACCAAUGUCUCUAUUAAAUUCGUUUGUCAUAUUUCUGUGUGCUUUGAUUGGGGAAAAACAUAUUGCAAUCAAAAGAAAAUGUUGGGCUGUAAAAAAGAGGAUAGUGAAAAUAUAAGUUUCAGGGAAGAAUGGACAGAGAAGUAGGCUAUCUUACCUUACUUAUUCUUAAUGUCAAACAGCUGUUUGCAAAUAAUUAAAUCUUAGACAUCCUUAUGAAUCUAAGCAUGGCACUUUCAAAAGUUACCUUUCCACGCAGCUCUACCUACGCAGAAAAAUAUAGGCUUCAAACUGCUGGCUACUCCUCCAUUGCAUAACCCAAGAACAGAAGUGCUUCCCUAAAAGCUGCCUGGGUUUAAACAAACAUAUAUUUUCAGAGAGUGAAAAUGACAAUUAAUAGGGACAGACGUUAGGGACAGAAUAGCAACGUCAAUGUGUUUGUCUCCUUGAAUAUUAUAGGCUGCAGCUCAGCUUCAGAAUGUCAUAGAGAGGAAUCAAUAUAUCCCAAUAUGCAUCGGAGUCAUGUCUUUCGCGGGCAUUUUAAAGCUUGUUUCUACCAUAAGGCAUCACAGAGUUAAACAUUGUUAUAGAACCCUUUAUAUAAUCUGUAUACUUUUUAUUCAUUUAUUUCAAAACAUAAAGCAAACAAUAUAUACCAUUCUUGCCCUUUUCUUUAACCAAAUGGUAUGGGACACCCUCACUCAAUUUGAGCCCAAACACACAAACACACCAAGCCAUUCCCAGACACGGAGUUAUUUAAAGAGUGCAUGCGUAUUGGAGGAUUUGGCUAUACCGACAUCUAUGCAUAGCAUAAUUGUGUUUGUCAAACAGGUCGGCCUACCACGUCUUUGAAUAGGACGAAAUAGGCUCCAAUUAUAUAUGUAAUUCUAUGAUUAGGGCCAUAAAAAAUGUUGGUGGGCGCGUGCACAUAUAUGAGGUCCCUUACCGGGUAGAAAGGAAUUUUACUUUAACCCCUGCAUCGGAGAGUUACAAUGUUGAAAUCACUAUGCAGCCAGCUGCCUAUAGUAGGAAACCAAGUUUCUUACUAAUAAUAUGCCACCUCUUAUCACACAUGGCACGACCCCAGAAUUGUUACAAUUAGAAUAACAAUAACACUUUUAUUUAACAUAUAAUUUAAUAUUCCUGUAGAACUGUAAAAAGAGAGAUCGUUUGAGCUCUGCAUAAAUGCAUGGCGGGCCUCGUUUCGCUGGAGCAGUGUAAAAUAAGCUUUCUGUCACUGACGCAGCCGUGACAAAUUUGGUUUAUAUACAUAUCGAAUUUGAUUGUCCAACAUCAGUUUCAAUAUUUCUUCAUUUUGUGGCCCGCCUAGAAUGGCCUCUGCUGCAUUGCAGUAAGUGAUAUUUUCUCUGGGUAGCUGUCCAUGGUUCUGAAAUCAAAUCAAAGCUACACAGAAUUUCCACAAACUUCAGAAAGUUGCUAUAAUUUGGCUCGUUCAGCCUGCGGGUGGUCCCACGUAGCGCAAUGUUCUGGGUGGCCAAUAUGCGUAUCAAGGCCUCUGCAGCACCUGUAGGGCUUGGGCAUUAAUAGUUUGCUUGAACACCAGACUGAUCUCCAGCUCGUUCCACCUCUGAAAAAUAUCUAGGCGGUCAUGCGACUUCUCAGGCGAGCUGAGGAGGUGGCACAGAUUCUUCCAGUCCCUGGUUUCCAUCCCUGAGCAGUGUAGAUUUGUACUCGUGUGAGAGACAAAACAGAAAGCUGCAUUGUUUUUGCUUGGAAUAAAAGAGCCAUGGUCUCGACCCUCUCUCCCCGUUCGCCAUUCUCCUAUUGUAUUGGGCCACCGAAAAUAUUCGUUGCCCCUCAUCUCUUUGGAAAUUCCACUCCUUAUCUUGAUGUGGCCCAGCCUGCACUAACAUAUCCCGUAAAUAUGUUUUUUGUUGUUGUCUGGGAGUCGGAUUUGGCACCACUGUCAUCCGAGACCUGGCGCGACAAAUCUGAGUUGGGGUCCCACAUAGUUGAGUCUCCGCUGACAUUGUUUGGAGGUGUGGCUAGACUGAUGCGACAAUCUGCCCAGAGAGCUGUCAUCAUCGGUGGAAGCGGAUGGCUCUGACUCCUCCGGCUCGCCCUCUUCUCUGCUAGAACCAGAGAACGGGGGCUCGUCUGUCUCUGUGAAUUUAUGGCCUGUCCUUGGAGGUUUGCAGUGUGGUUGCAAUAAUUGAAUAACAUGGAUUUCUACAUUUAUUUUGCGACGCUCGCGCACGCGACGUGUCCGGUCUGGUCAGCAGUGAGUUUCAAAAACCCCCAUGUACUACAUGAACACUAUUUUCAUACAUCUAUUUUUUCUUUGUUUUACGGGAUAUCACGCAAAUAACUAUGGAUCAUAUUUUUUUAAAUCAAAAUUGCACAAGUAUUGGCAUAUAUUUCACUGGAACCUGACAUAACAUACAGUAGCUUGCAGUGCGGGAAAUGGUCUGUUCUUACACACAGCCAAUUGGCCACUUCAGUAACUAUAUUUUCUGACAUACUGACUUGAUUGAUUGAUUGAUUCAUUGAUUGGUUGAUUCAGUCUCUUCACUUGCAUCCACCAUCUCAACAAGUACCUUGUGUACCUUUUAUGUCCCGAAUAUAUCUCUAAAUAAGGUCAAUAUGAUACAUUUUAAUUAGCAUAUUUGGCACUAGCCAAAAAAGACAGGAUAUUCAAAUGAGCAGCCCUUUCCUAAAUUUGACAUGCAUUAUGCACUAAGGUUUUACAGCAAACUCAGCUUAUUAUACCUGCUACUGCUAUUGAUAUGCAUAUGGUGUAAAACAUUUGAAGUUGAAUAAAGUUUUAAAAAAUCAAGGCAAACAGCUGCAACACGAUUAUAAUAUGAUAUUAAACAAAAAACACAUUUUGGUAGUAAUAACGUUUGUAGCAAUAUUAACAAAAAUAUGUGAUUUGGUCCAAUUAACUAAAUCGAUUAUCAUUGACCAAGGAGAGUUCAAUUUCUUUCCUCAACUGUGCUAUAACAACACUGAUUGGAUGGACUAAGUAAGUGGUCAGACUUUACUUUGCUUAGGCCUUAUACCUGAGUAACUAAUUACCAAAAUAACUAUCUUAUACUUACUAGUACUUACUAACAGGCUAGUAAGUACUAGUAGUUACAUGUAGUUAUGCAGUAAGUACUACGUUAUCCUGUUUCCUUUUGAAAAACAGAAUUCGCAAUAGUAAGUAGGCUACUUGCAAACCUGUACUUACAUACAUAUCUAAACGUAUUUCCAUCAUAGCUACACUGGAAUGAGGCCAUAAUAGUUAUGUGCUUCUGAAUGCUGAUUAACUUCUAUUUUGUUCCAGAUCCAUACUCUGUUCCAAUAGGCAAGGCAAGGGUGCACUGUAACAGAAACCUGUAAAUUAUACAGAAAUGUGUUGUAUUAUCAACAGUCACAUUUUUACUGCAGCAUACUGUAAAUUAUGGUGCAUUGUGGGAAAAUGGUGUGGGCGGGGAAAUAAUUGCUGUAUUUUGAAUGGUACAGUAAUUCUACCCCCCAAAAUACAGUACUGUACCGUAUCUUUGGAAUGCCAAAAACCACUAGUGGGCUCCAGAGUGGUGCAGCAUCUCAGUGCUAGAGACUCACUACAGACCCUGGUUUGAUUCCAGGCUGUAUCACAACCAGCAGUGAUUGGGAGUCCCAUAGGGCAGCGUCGUCAUUGUA
Molecule: messenger RNA, 6044 nt
Organism: Oncorhynchus tshawytscha (Chinook salmon)
Lineage: Eukaryota; Metazoa; Chordata; Actinopteri; Salmoniformes; Salmonidae
Product: cytochrome P450 1B1
Exons: 3
Coding region: 356-1981 (541 amino acids)
Biological process (GO): hormone biosynthetic process; progesterone metabolic process
Molecular function (GO): oxidoreductase activity, acting on paired donors, with incorporation or reduction of molecular oxygen, reduced flavin or flavoprotein as one donor, and incorporation of one atom of oxygen; heme binding; steroid 17-alpha-monooxygenase activity
Source: RefSeq, a predicted model, not a curated record